Trichomycterus rosablanca is the source of this 1271-nucleotide messenger RNA. It is a transcript of the gene unga, whose product is annotated as uracil DNA glycosylase a. Gene Ontology annotation, molecular function: uracil DNA N-glycosylase activity. The record is from RefSeq and is a predicted model, not a curated record. NCBI's taxonomy places the organism in Eukaryota, Metazoa, Chordata, Actinopteri, Siluriformes, Trichomycteridae. Gene Ontology annotation, biological process: base-excision repair, AP site formation via deaminated base removal; base-excision repair. The transcript has 7 exons. Gene Ontology annotation, cellular component: mitochondrion; nucleus. The coding region runs from base 59 to 934 and encodes 291 amino acids.
CACAUUCAUACAGCCAGUUCACUUCAGUUUCAGUCCUAAAAUUCACUUUCUGUUCAAAAUGAUCGGCCAGAAAAGCAUCAAGUCAUUUUUCUCUCCGAAGAGCAAGAAGAGAUGUGUGGAUGAACACGUGACAGAGGUGGACGAAUGUGAUGUCAAAAGACUAAAAAAGGAUCCGGAGUGUGUGAGUCUGAGUCCCGAGCAGCUCGACCGGAUCGCCAGGAACAAAGCGGCCGCGUUGGAGCGCCUGUCCUCCCGCACAGAGCCUGCAGGAGUCGGGGUGAGCUGGAGAACAGCGCUGGGGGCCGAGUUUGAAAAACCUUACUUUAAAUCGCUGAUGAACUUUGUUGAUGAAGAGAGACGAAAGCACACGGUGUACCCGCCGCCUCAGCAGGUUCUCACCUGGACCCAGAUGUGUGAGAUUCAAGAUGUGAAGGUUGUGGUUCUCGGCCAGGAUCCUUACCACGGCCCGAAUCAGGCUCAUGGCUUGUGUUUCAGCGUGCAGAGGCCUGUUCCUCCUCCUCCAAGCUUGGUGAACAUGUAUAAAGAACUGGAGGCCGAUGUCGAAGGCUUUCAGCAUCCUGGCCAUGGGGAUCUGACAGGAUGGGCAAAACAAGGUGUUCUGUUGCUGAACGCAGUGCUGACUGUACGGGCGCAUCAAGCCAACUCUCACAAAGACAAAGGAUGGGAGAUGUUCACAGACGCCGUGGUGAACUGGCUCAGCACGAACCUGGAGGGCCUGGUGUUCAUGCUGUGGGGCGCGUAUGCUCAGAAGAAGGGAGCCGCGAUCGACAGAAAACGACACCAUGUGCUUCAGGCGGUUCACCCUUCACCACUGUCUGCCCACCGUGGCUUCUUUGGAUGCAAGCAUUUCUCAAAGACCAAUGAGCUGCUAAAGAAAUCAGGGAAGAACCCCAUAGACUGGAAGGCACUUUGAGUCACAUAAAAAUGGACAUUUAAACAGUUCCAUUGAAUCUCCAGUUCAUAAUAAGCUACGUUGUUACGUUCUUUUACACUAUUCUUGUGUCGGACCAGCGUACACUGGACCUUUCAGAUCAUCUGCUGUAAGCUUCUCCAUGUUUCUCGUUGUGUAUUAUUCUGUCAGACUUUCUCUAUUGUCCAUGUUAACAUUCCAGUUGAUCUAUAGUGUCUUGUUAUUGUCCUGCAUGUGUUGAAACCCACUGUUUCUGGGAAAUUUACUGCUAAGAACAUUUGCACUUUUUUAUAACGUCCAUGUUAAAAGGACAUUUUUCUUAAUAAACCAAUAUAAUGAA